Prorocentrum cordatum is the source of this 2128-nucleotide messenger RNA. The record is from the annotation of a GenBank genome assembly. Lineage: Eukaryota; Dinophyceae; Prorocentrales; Prorocentraceae.
GUGGGCAGCUUUCGGUUGACCUGAGCGGCCCCCAUCCGCCCGGGCGAUGGCCGAGUUCGUUGCAGGAGGACGCGCCGAAGAUGGCGCAGUACUUCCUGAUCUGCGCCUACCAAGUGCUGACGCAGGCGGAGGUGGAGCAGCAGGUUCGCAACGUCGCGGACGCGAGGGCGGCCGCAGCGGCUGGCGACGCCGCGCCGCCUGCUCAGGUCGGCUCUGGGAGCGCUGGGGGCAGCGGCACCGCUGCCGAGGGCGACGUCGGCGCGGUGGAGCCGAACGUCUGGUACUUCACCGUCCCGCUGGAGCGGAAGACGGCCGAGGAGUGUAUCAGGGCGCUUGAUGCCGUUGUGGCGGCGGUCGGGCUCGAGUUCCAGGGGCAGGCGGUCUUUCGCAUCCACGCGGAUCGUGCCCCAGAGCUCUCAGGACCGCGCGUGCGAGACCACUUCGCCACGAAGCAGAUCGUGGUCACCAGGGCGCCAGACUUCGAGCCCAACAAUAAUCCUCGCGCGGAGCGUGGCAUCGGCGUCAUCAGGGGUCGCGCGAGGGCAAUGCUGAUGUCCUUCCCUGCCGCCGAUCAGCAGCAUCUCUGGCCAGCUGCCGUGCAGCGUGCGAGCUGGCGCCAGCGGCGCUUGGCCAUGGGGCGGGCGAUUGACCGCCCAGCAUUGGGGGGCCUCGCCACGGCCAGGAUCAAGGAUCCCCGCAAGGCGGGCUUCGCACCGCGCGGCAAAGACAUGAUCUUCCUGGGCAAGGGGGUGUCGAGCUCCUACGUGGUCGACGCUUCGGCCGCGCUCCAGGAUCCCGCCCUGUGCGACGAUUCAGAGGCAGCGCCGACGGCGGAGGUGUUUAAGGAGAGUGGCUUUGCUCCCGCGACGGAUCGCGAGGUCGACCAGAGCUUCGGAGCUGAGCGGGAGGCCUGGCGACAGGCCCUGGGCGGUGAGCUCGAGUCCCUCCGGGGGAAGGAUGCCUUCGAGGACCUAUGUGCCGCGGAGGUGGCGUCGACGCCAGCCCGCAAGAUCCUGCCCAUGAAGAUGGUGCUCGGCACGAAGCCUCGCGGCGGCCGCAAGCAUAAGGCCCGCGGCUGCAUCUGCGGCAACUUCCAGCCGCAGGUCCUUGGCGAGGAGACGUUCAGCGCGUCGGUGGACAUUCCCCGCUUGCGACUCGCGUUGGCCGUCGCCGCAGCGAACCAGCGGGCGCGCUCUGCCCUGGACGUGGCCACGGCGUUCCUGAACGCGGAGCUGCCGCCAGAGAUUGGGGGGGUCAUCGUCCGACCUCCAGCCAUCCUCACCCGCUUCGGGUUGGUGAAGGCGGGGGCCCUGUGGCGCGUGAAGCAGGCCAUUUAUGGCCUGCGCGUCGCGCCGCGCGCGCGGGGGGAGAGACGUGACCGCGCCCUGCGCGAGAAGGUCCUCAUGGUCGAGGGUGAGCGCUGCCGGCUUCGGCAAUCACAGGUUGACCAAUGUUUGUGGGCGAUCGUGAACGAGCAGGACCGCGUGCUGGGCUACGCGUGCGUCUACGUCGACGAUUUCCCGGUGGCGAGGGGAACCGAUGCCAUCCGAGCGGUUUCCGACAUGUUGGAGUUGCUGGCCAAGUGGGGCCUCGAUCGUGGCAACGGCGCGGGCACGAUCGCAAUCGGCCCCCUGCCUGGGCAGCCCGCCGACGCGGACGAGCAGGAGACGGUCGACAUAGGGCAGGUCCGUCUCGCACAGAGGAUGUCUGGCGGACUCCUGUGGCUUUCGUGCCGCACGCGCCCCGGCGCGGCGUUCGCAGUGUCUCGAUUAUCUUCGGCCGCCGCACUUAACCCGGAGUGGGCCCUCAAGCUGGGAAAGAAGAUCUUGAGGUACCUGGCUGGGACUCGGCACUGCGGUUUGGCCUAUCAGUGCAGCGGGCGCUUGGCAUUGCACGUCUACGCCGACGCAUCCUUCGAGCCAUCCACGGCCCAGGCGGGCAUAGCCGCUUACUUGGGGCAGCGUCUAGUGGAUUGGAGGUCGCGCAAACAACCGCAGCCAGCGAGAUCCACAGCAGAAGCGGAGGUGACGGGACUUGCUUUGGGAGGCGUGGUGCUGGAAGGCGUUGAAGCCGUGCUCAGCAGCAUGUUCAUCAAGGCGGAGAGCCCGGAGAUGUUGGCGACAAUCAG